AUGGCGGAGAGCAGUACUUCUACGAUAAAGGAAGAGCCGAUGUUCACUCCAGAUCUUGUCCGUGAAGCGAUUCGGAUAAGGUCGCCCAUUCUUCGUAAUGCACUCUCAGAAUUCUUUGGAACAAUGUUACUUCUGUUCAUUGGCGAUGCAAUUGUCAUGCAAUUUGUGCUUUCCGAUCAAAAGCUCAACUCAUGGGUCCAAAUAAACUUUGGAUGGGGGUUAGCUAUUACAUUUACUGUAUACUGCUGUGCCAGAACAUCAGGUGGACAUUUUAAUCCUGCUGUGUCACUGACUAUGGUUACUUUUGGAAGACUUUCUGUGCGGGAUUUCCUCAUCUACUGUGUCGUGCAGACGUUUGGUGCGUUCGUAGGAGCAGCUGGUGCUUAUGGAAUUUACUACAAUCAGUUCGUAAACUAUGAAGGACCUGAACACAGAAUUGUCGGUGAGAAAGCUACGGCUGAGUGCUUCUGCUCGUUUCCACAAGCGCAUGUAGGAAAUCUAACGUGCUUCUUUGACCAGGUUGCCGGUACAGGACUCCUGGUUCUGUUUGUGGCUGUCAUUAUCGAUAAACGCAACAGAAUCCCGGAAGUCGCUCAUCCAUGGCUUUUUGGAUUCGUCCUUGUGAUGAUUGGCACCUGUUACGGCAUGAAUCUUGGAUAUCCUAUCAAUCCUGCUAGGGAUCUUGGGCCACGAAUAUUGGCUUAUUUCAUUUACGGAAGUGAAGUGUUUACGUACCAUCACUAUUACUUUUGGAUACCAAUCGUUGCUCCUCUGGUUGGCGCUGUUACUGGUGCUUGGCUAUAUCACAUUUUUGUCGGAGCACACAUACCUGAUCCAGAGGAGGAUGCGCCUGCUCUUCUUGCCGUCGUUGGUGGUGAAAGUCACGAUAAACCACCCUCAGCUCGUGAUGCUAAAGCCCCUGAAGGUGGUGUCGGGUCCGACAAACACCAAGGAAGUGACCACAAAUAA
This is a messenger RNA of Necator americanus (New World hookworm), 969 nucleotides long. RefSeq lists its product as uncharacterized. The transcript has 8 exons. Gene Ontology annotation, biological process: water transport; glycerol transmembrane transport. Lineage: Eukaryota; Metazoa; Nematoda; Chromadorea; Rhabditida; Ancylostomatidae. Gene Ontology annotation, molecular function: water channel activity; glycerol channel activity. Gene Ontology annotation, cellular component: plasma membrane; basolateral plasma membrane. The record is from RefSeq and is a predicted model, not a curated record. The coding region runs from base 1 to 969 and encodes 322 amino acids.